AGUUUCACUUCCUGUGGUGUCAAAGUUCGGCAGCUAGCAGAUAAACAACCUGUUAGCAUAGAGUAAACUAUUUUUUUUCCUGCGAAAAUGGAUGUAAAUCAGGCAAAACAAGAACAUUUACUCGCUUUAAAAGUGAUGCGGCUAACAAAACCGACGCUCUUCACAAACUUACCAGUGACAUGUGAAGAUCGAGACCUGCCGGGGGAUUUGUUCGCUCAACUCAUGAGAGAAGACCCUUCCACCAUCAAAGGAGCAGAGACAUUAAUGCUGGGAGAAAUGCUUACUUUACCACAGAACUUUGGGAAUAUUUUCCUUGGCGAGACCUUCUCCAGUUACAUCAGCGUGCAUAACGACAGCAACCAGGUGGUAAAAGACAUUCUCGUGAAGGCCGACCUGCAGACGAGCUCACAGAGGCUCAACCUGUCCGCGUCGAACUCGGCAGUAGCUGAGCUCAAACCUGAGUGCUGCAUUGACGACGUCAUUCACCAUGAAGUUAAAGAAAUUGGAACACACAUCUUAGUGUGCGCGGUCAGCUACACCUCUCAGUUCGGGGAGAAACUCUAUUUUCGGAAGUUCUUCAAAUUCCAGGUUUUGAAGCCGCUGGACGUGAAGACAAAGUUCUACAACGCAGAGAGUGACCUCAGUUCUGUGACAGAUGAAGUGUUUUUGGAAGCCCAGAUCCAGAACAUCACCACCUCUCCGAUGUUCAUGGAGAAAGUAUCUCUAGAACCCUCCAUGAUGUACAACGUUACAGAGCUCAACUCUGUCGCGUCUGGGGACGAAGGGGAGUCCACGUUUGGCAAAAUGUCCUACCUGCAGCCAAUGGACACGCGGCAGUACCUGUACUGCCUGAAGCCGAAGCCGGAGUAUGCGGAGAAGGCCGGCGUCAUCAAGGGCGUGACCGUGAUAGGGAAGCUGGACAUCGUGUGGAAGACUAACCUGGGGGAGAGGGGGAGGCUGCAGACCAGUCAGCUCCAGAGAAUGGCUCCGGGAUACGGAGACAUCAGGCUGUCUUUGGAGGUGAUCCCUGACACUGUAAACCUUGAAGAACCCUUUGACAUCGUCUGUAAAAUCACCAACUGCAGUGAAAGAACCAUGGACUUGGUGAUGGAGAUGUGCAACAUGAGGUCGAUCCACUGGUGUGGAAUAUCAGGACGGCAGCUGGGGAAACUCACCCCCAGCGCCUCCCUCUCGCUGCCGCUCACCGUCUUCUCCUCUGAGCAGGGACUGCAGAGUAUUUCUGGACUGAGACUCACCGACACGUUUCUAAAGAGGACAUACGAAUACGACGACAUUGCACAAGUGUGCGUGGUGUGUCCGUUUAUGAGCAACGAGUGCUAGAUGUUUUACCAGCAUUUGUUUUUUUUUUUGCAUUUAUGGAUAUGAAUGGACCAACUAUGGAAUUCUGCACUAAUAUUUCACUUUUUUUCAACUUAACGGGAUGAUUCUGUAUUUUAGAAGAAUUGUGAAUAAUAUAAAUUGUUUCCUUUGACAAUAAUCAUGUAAAUGUGUGUAAGUUAAUAAAUUCAAUGUAAACUUUGAAUCUUCUACCGAUGCUAACAUUUGCAAUGUUAUGAUACUCUGGUUUUUGCUAUAAAACUGUUAAGACAUCCACAAAAGUAUUUAAUUUAAAGCCUAUUUUCUUCAUUUUGAAUUAUCAUUAUUUUUCACCCACGUGUAAAUUGAGACACACUUCUAUAAGGAGAAACUUCAAUGCAGUCAUAUUCAACAAUAUGUCAAUCCAACUGGUUUGUUUGCAAUCCAACAUAACUAAAAAUACUUUGAUUUA
Messenger RNA from Xiphophorus hellerii (green swordtail), 1789 nucleotides. It is a transcript of the gene trappc13, whose product is annotated as trafficking protein particle complex subunit 13. The record is from RefSeq and is a predicted model, not a curated record. Lineage: Eukaryota; Metazoa; Chordata; Actinopteri; Cyprinodontiformes; Poeciliidae. Bases 88 to 1341 code for a protein of 417 amino acids. Gene Ontology annotation, cellular component: TRAPPIII protein complex. The transcript is spliced from 13 exons.